Messenger RNA from Myxocyprinus asiaticus (Chinese sucker), 2392 nucleotides. RefSeq names its product bone morphogenetic protein 7-like. The coding region runs from base 240 to 1523 and encodes 427 amino acids. The record is from RefSeq and is a predicted model, not a curated record. Gene Ontology annotation, molecular function: growth factor activity; cytokine activity. Gene Ontology annotation, biological process: SMAD protein signal transduction. Gene Ontology annotation, cellular component: extracellular region. NCBI's taxonomy places the organism in Eukaryota, Metazoa, Chordata, Actinopteri, Cypriniformes, Catostomidae. The transcript is spliced from 7 exons.
ACACGCGUCGGGCUCUCAGUGCGUCUCUGCAGGUUGCGCGCUCCAGGAAAACGCAUUGGAAGACGCAACCGGUUAUACGUGUGUAAUUUAAUGCGCUUGUCAAUUUUAAAGGGAGAUAGUUCUCGAGUUGCCGAAAUGUGGGAACAAAAUAUCAAGUAGUACCAGCGAUAACGUUUCAAUCACCGUUUAUCUGGAUUGGCUCAUUUAUUUCUCUGAGACUCUGUGCGCAAAAGUGAAUCAUGGUUUCGUUGCUGGAUUUAAGCGCUCUUGUUGUGCUGCUCGUAUGGGGAUACUGCGUCCUGGCGGACACGGUCUUUACGAACUUUACUUUGGACAACGAGGUCCACUCUAGUUUCAUCCAUCGGCGCUUAAAGAGUCAGGAGCGCCGGGAGAUGCAGCGGGAGAUCCUGUCAAUCCUCGGGUUACCGCACCGGCCGCGGCCGCACCUCCACGGCAAGCACAACGCCGCGCCGAUGUUCAUGCUGGAUCUGUACAAUGCCAUGUCCACUGAGGGAGACGAGGAGGGCUUCUCGUACCCAUACAAACCAGUUUUCACCACUCAGGGACCGCCAAUCGCGACGCUACAGGACAACAACUUCUUGAACGACGCGGACAUGGUCAUGAGUUUCGUUAAUCUAGUCGAACAUGAUAAGGAGUUUUUGCCUGUGCGGCGCCAUCACAGAGAAUUCCGAUUUGACCUGUCCAGGAUUCCAGAGGGUGAGGCAGUGACGGCUGCAGAGUUCCGGAUCUACAAGGACUUUGUUCCGGAACGCUUUGAAAACGAGACCUUCCAUGUCAGUGUCUACCAGGUGUUGGAAGAACAUUCAGACAGGGAUUCAGACCUGUUCCUGUUAGACUCACGUGUGAUCUGGGCAGCAGAAGAGGGUUGGCUGGUGUUUGACAUCACAGCCACUAGUAACCACUGGGUUUUGAACCCAGGAAGGAAUCUGGGCCUCCAGCUGGCUCUGGAAAGUUUGGAUGGCCAGAGUGCGAAUCCAUGGGUGGCUGGGCUGGUGGGUCGAAGCGGCCCCCAGAGCAAACAACCCUUCAUGGUGGCCUUCUUCAAAGCUACAGAGGUCCACAUCCGCAGCAUCCGCUCUGCACAAGGCGGCAGCAAGCAGCGCAAUCCCAACCGCUCGAAAACCGCCAAGGGCCAGGAGGCCCUGCACGUAGACAACAUUGCAGAGAACAACAGUGCUGAUCAGAAGCAGGCCUGUAAGAAACACGAGUUGUAUGUUAGUUUUCGGGACCUUGGAUGGCAGGAUUGGAUUAUAGCUCCUGAAGGUUAUGCUGCAUAUUACUGUAUGGGAGAAUGUGCCUUUCCUCUUAAUUCCUAUAUGAAUGCAACAAACCAUGCCAUUGUACAGACACUGGUUCACUUCAUCAACCCAGAGACGGUUCCAAAACCAUGCUGCGCUCCUACACAACUCCACGCCAUCUCUGUCCUGUAUUUCGACGACAGUUCCAAUGUUAUCCUGAAAAAAUAUCGCAACAUGGUAGUCAGAGCAUGCGGCUGCCACUAGAGACCCGUCAUACACUCUCACUCUCACUCUCACACACAUACACACAUUCAUACUCUGCCUCUCACACCGUGUCCAAACCAGACAUGAUGCGUUAAAGUGACAACCGAGUAAAGGUUUUUCCUUCCAUGUUAAUCUGAGUUUUGGCCCUAACCAGCCAUGAGCGUGAAAAGCGACAAAUGACAGGAAAUUAGUUUAUGGCUUGGUUUCUAUUGCUAUGGUAUUGGGCUGGGUAGCCCCGCCAAUUGUGAACUCUCAUUAGUCCAAAAUCCUGCUUCUCAUAACAGUAUAUUAAACAUCAAUUAUGUUCUGAUUGGCUGCAAUUGUGCCACGUUGUGCAGCAGUUGAGUUAUGUGUUCAGACAAAUUGCUUUUCAAUUGCAUUGCAUCACAUCUGGUUUGGACAUCAUGUCAAACACACACAUAUGGAAAAACAUUAACACACAUAAUACACACAGUGACACAUUUGACCGCUCCUCAUUAACUUACAAAAAGGAGCACUCAAAAGUCCCCUUAUACCCUCUACAUAAGUAUAUCUCAGGCAAUUGGCCGAUUCCAGGAUUCGUUUUACCAUGGAUAAUUAGUAUUGGCUCUUUGGAAUGGGCAAAAUGGUCUUAUAUGGACAAUUAAUAUUUUGAAUAUGGCAAAACAUGUGAAAUUAUAUGUCCAAAAAGUUUCUGUCCAACUUGUCUCUUACACAAACAUAUGUAUGCACACAUAUACAUGCUCACAUGUACACACUUCUAUAUGAUACUUGUGCUUUCUACUGUGUAAAUAGUUUUUCAAUGAAAGAAACAAAAAGGUGUAUUUAUUUUCCUUGUCUUCCAACAUGGAGUAAAAUAAUAAUAAUAAUAAUAAAAUAAAUAAUACUUG